AUGGCACCAGAAAUCACUCAAAUAGAGGAUCUCGAUUUCUCAGCAGAGGUUUUUGAGCCCGAGUCUGAUACAUUCCUAUACACUUCCUUUUGCAAGGUAGAAGAGGACGAUAGUGUCUUCCUCGGUCAAAUAUCCAAGCGCAAGCGAUUUAUCUCCCCACAAGAGUAUACAGCUGCUCUUACAAGGAUUCCAGACAGAGAAAUCUAUCCAAUAUACAUCACAUGGGGUAGGGUUCAACCUGUUGAGGACCCAUUGCCUGGCAACAUCCAUCUAAAACGGCCACGUCUAUUUGUCUAUGACGACUACAAAGAACAAGAUGCGGUUGAUAUAAUUCCAGCUCUCCUCCGUGAAGAAGGAAGAACCUUGGAAAUUCUGUCAAAAAACCCCCAUCCUGGUCUUAUCAAGUAUUAUUGA
Molecule: messenger RNA, 414 nt
Organism: Penicillium malachiteum
Lineage: Eukaryota; Fungi; Ascomycota; Eurotiomycetes; Eurotiales; Aspergillaceae
Exons: 1
Coding region: 1-414 (137 amino acids)
Source: RefSeq, a predicted model, not a curated record